Molecule: messenger RNA, 3942 nt
Organism: Sinocyclocheilus grahami
Lineage: Eukaryota; Metazoa; Chordata; Actinopteri; Cypriniformes; Cyprinidae
Gene: fstl4
Product: follistatin-like 4
Exons: 14
Coding region: 168-2333 (721 amino acids)
Biological process (GO): multicellular organism development; cell differentiation; regulation of BMP signaling pathway
Cellular component (GO): extracellular region
Molecular function (GO): calcium ion binding; protein binding
Source: RefSeq, a predicted model, not a curated record
UUGAAAUAGGGUGAGCUGGAAUAGCGGGUCACUCUCAGUUGAAGGAUGGAGUGAGAGCGGGUGUGUUCUUCCCUUCGCCUGGACUGUGAGGGUCUGUGAGUCUCUGGACACCUAUAACGCGCAUCUCACGCAGCAUUUCUGUCUCCGCGCAGGAACACGACAGGCUGAUGCUGAUGGGCUUCUUGGGCGUUUGGGCUUUGUCCAUCCUGCUCGGAUCUUCCCUAUGGCUGGCUUAUGGAGUCCGAGCCAGUGCUGGAUCUGGAGCUACAGUAAAGGAGCUUCAGGAGGGACUUCAGCAAUAUGGAGGAGCUGAAAAUAAAGUCAAGCAAAAUGGGGGUCCGUGCAGGAGGGCAUACUGUGGCCGGGGUCGGGAGUGUGUGGUCAGGCAAGAAAUGGGCCGUGCCGAGUGUGUGUGCCAGGAAAGCUGCCACACUUCGUUUGUGCCCGUGUGUGGCUCUGACGGACGUUUUUAUGAGAACCACUGCGAGCUUUACCGCACUGCUUGCCUGCAGCAGAGGAGAAUCUAUAUGGUUCACAGCAAAGACUGCUUUUUCAAAGGAGACACGUGCACCAUGGCGGAGUACAACAAGCUGAAGAGCAUGCUGCUGGACAUGCAGCCCAGGACCUCCAUAGACGGGCAAGCAAACGCCAUGGACCAGAGGAGAAUCCUUGUGGACACAAUGUUCAAGUAUAUAGACAGAAACCAGGACGGCCGUCUGAGCAGUGAGGAGCUGGCAGAGAGAAUUUCUUUUGAAUCAAUACAUUUUCUGUCCAUUUGUUUACUUCAUCUUCCCAAACCUGGCAACCACGGCAUCAUCCUCAACUUCCUGGAUCUGGAGGAUAUAAAUGACUUUGGCGAUGACGGCUCGCUCUACAUUACUAAGGUGACUACGAUUCACAUGGGGAACUACAGCUGUCACGCAUACGGCUAUGAGGAGCUGUCCCAGACCCACGUGCUCCAGGUGAAUGUGCCUCCAGUAAUCCUGGUGUAUCCGGAGACUCAGGCCCAGGAACCCGGCGUCGCUGCCAGCCUGCGCUGUCAUGCAGAUGGUAUUCCAAACCCCAAACUCACCUGGCUAAAGAACGGCCUGGACCUGCAGCCGCACGGAUCCAAGCAGAUUUCACUUCUCGCUAAUGGCAGCGAGCUUCACAUCGGUAGUGUGCGUUAUGAAGACACUGGUGCUUAUACCUGCAUCGCUAGAAACGAGGUUGGCGUGGAUGAAGACAUCUCAUCUCUGUUUGUGGAAGACUCGGCACGAAAGACACUGGCCAACAUUCUCUGGAGGGAAGAAGGGCUCAGUGUGGGGAACAUGUUCUACGUGUUCUCCAGCGAAGGGAUCACCAUACUGCAGCCCGGCAACUGUGAGAUUCGCAGACGCAUCCCACGGACAGAGAAGAUUCUGGGUAGUUAUGCUGUGGAAACGGACGCCAUGCCCGUCAAACUCUUCUACGACAAAUCUCACGAUCAGCUGUGGCUGUUGAGCUGGAGAGACCUGCUGAAGUCCCGCUCUACACUGCAGGUGAUCACUUCUGCCAGCGCGGUGGAGCAGCGUCAGAUCAUCCGUACUCCAUUUGAAGGAGUGGAGGACUUCUACAUCCCUCCCACCAACCUCAUUAUCACCCACGUAAGGUUUGGCUUUGUCUACUUAAAAUCGGAGCCCGCGGUGCAUAAAAUUGACCUUGAGACCCUCCGUCUCGUCAAGACCAUCAGUCUGAAGAACUACAGCUGUAUCCCAGCCAGCAUGGCCUACACUCAUUUAAGCGGCUACUAUUUUAUCGAGUGCCAAGUCGAGGACCGUUCGGCCCCAAGCUCACAGCUUCUCAUCGACAGUGUAAGCGACGCGGUCAUUGGACCUAAUCCCAACAUCAACGGGCAGCCGUUCAUCUCUCCAGACGGCCGCUUCGUCGUCUCCGUGGAUAAGCAACACGGAAAGCUUCAAGUCCAGACCAUCUCCUUCAGCGGCGAGUUGCGGACCAGCCACGAAGCGGACGUCUCGAUUCCCCUCGCAGACUUGGAGUUUCAGCCGUCCUUCACGGAGGCCAACAAGUACAUGAUCGUGGCCUCUUCGGCGCAGGGCUCCAAGCUGGUUUUCGCGGACCUGGCUUCAGGAAGAACGAAAGCCCUCGAAGAUUUCAAGGAUCCUAUUCCAGCCAGCAGCUGGCCUUGGGGAGACGCCAACAGGGUGGUGGUCUCCAGCGGGGUGUUUGGACGCUACUUGGUCACGUCGUCGGCCGAGUCCCUGUUCGUUCUGGACGGCAAACAGAGCGGCCCUCACUGUGAGGUGUCAGACGUCAAGAGAGGGAACACAGUGGUCUGGGUGGGCGAGGUAUGAGCGGCGUACCGCGGGCCGGUUCUGCAGAGGAUUGAGUCGGCCGACUGGGCCAAAGCUUGGGAAAACCUUUAAGGGAUGCGACCGGACUCGAUCCUAGUAGUGAGUUAAACGAACACACAUGUGGGUUUCUGUAUAGGUACACACACAUACACACAUUCAACAACAAGAAACCUUAAACAACAAGGGAACGAACGAAGACACCCUUCAGUGCAACAGUGAACUAAUUUGAUGAUUUUUUGCACUUCCUUGUUAGCAGAAAUAGCGUUAAGCAGCAGACAGGUUAGGUAAUGACUGAACUAUGCACAAUGCUUUUUAAAAGUUUGAGUGUUUUUCUUUUUUUUUUUCUCAGUGAGUUCACUUGUUAUGUACAGUCACUGCAGGAAAUGUGUCCGUCAGUGUCAUGUCUCAUUUUUGUCAAUGUAGAAAACUGUGUUGUUUGCCUCAUCCCAGUGUUUCUGAUCACACAAUUCAACAGCUUUUAUUUUACAGUUAUUAGUACACUUCAUUAUAAUAAACACGUUACAGUAACAUUUUGCAUUUUCCUUUUUGUAAUGAGGUGAGUACUUUCUUCUCAUCCUCAGUGCUCUCUGUGUGUGUGUGUUUUUGUGGAGCUACACUUUGGGGACACCGUCGCCUCCAAACUUUUGCUAAAGCUAACCUCCCUUUGGGGACAACAUAUAGGACAAAUCCUAUAUUACAUAUUUGUUUUUUAAUUAAAUAAUUUAUUUUAGAAUUACGGUGUGUGUGUGUUGGUCAAGUUUUGAUCAAAUGUCCCCACCACAAGGAUAGUAAACCAUUGUGUGAAGCAGGAAAACGGUUUAAUAAACAUACUACAUAAUGUCUUAAUGAAAAUGUCCAAAUGCACAGGUUUGUGUAAAGGCAUAGGGGAUAGAAAAUAUCAUUAGCUCAGUUUAAAAAUAACAAAAGUCAAUGGAAACACCUGCCAUUAAAGAAAAAAGGUGUGUGUUGAUCUUCUUUUGGCUUUUUUGCAUUAAUUCUGUCUGAACGCAAACUUUAGUUUCAUUAAAGUAGUCCUACAUUCAUAUAUUACAUUCAAACACCCAGCUAAAGAAUGGAAUAGCAAAUAACAAUGAAAGAAAAGUAUAUUCUUGCUAAAUACAAAUAGAUGGGCAAUGAGGUCCACUGUGCUAGAUAAAAACUUAUCUGGUGCAUCAGAUGUUUGAAAGGCAACAGAAAAUAUUCAGUACAUUUAACACACAUGAACCAAAUUAGAGCACUGUUGCACUGAACACACUAUCAUCACUACUGAGACGACCGCAAGCACAGCUUUAAAUCGCCCUAUUUGAGACAAAAUGGCUAAAUUGGCAUUUCAAUGUGCUUUCAAGCUCAGUCAGAUAUGCAUGACUACAGUAUUACUUUAGAAAGCCAGAUGGUUAGACCUCAAUGAACAUUAAACUGGACACAGAUACGAUCAAUUUAAGGCCCAAACAAAUCUAAUUAAACUCAGUGGGCUAACAAUCGCUGAAUAAAUGUGCUCCGCAUACAGUAUAUUAACUAUAGAGUGAUUUGAGUUUGUGUCCUUUAUGUCUGGCUUUUAAAGGGAUAGUUCACCAAGAAAUCAAACUUUGCUGUUAAUGUGCUCACCCUC